CAGCAGGGGCCCCGGCGCGGCCCCAGAUAGGGGCUCGGUCUGCGCGCGGCCCGGGGCUUCGGGCCCAGCUACUGCAGGUUCCACGUACAUUGGAGUUCCUGCUAGUGCUGACCAUGACCAAGGCAAUUCAUGUCAGCUUUAUUGUGUUACUGUCCAUGUGGAUGGAGGCUAAUGUCAUGUUAAAACAUACAAGUCAAAUUGGUCUUCCAUAACCCUUUACACUGCAGGAAUGAUCUUUUUGGCUAUGUAGCUAAUCUUCAUUGCUCAUGGGUCAGCAAGGCCAAAAACCACCUACUUGUUUAAAAUUUCCCUGAAUGGCCACAUGCAUUCCAGCUGAAGACUGAUACCACAGCAACCAAUUACUUUUGGCAACUGAUCAGAAACUGCUUCAUGCCUCAUCUGUAAAUAGUUAUCUAUCUGCUAUAAAACUAUAAUGUUGGCAACUAGCUACCCACAGUGCUUCUAGUAUGUCAGCUGUGGGCAUCUUCAUUUUGGCUGUCUCCUGGGCCAAGGCACCAGCUAUGCAGAAUUUCUUUAACAGAAAUCACAGGGCUUACAAUAAGAUUUCAAAUCAUCAUGCCAAACUGGAAAUUUCCCAGACCAGAAUGAAAGCGAUAUCAAGGGAAUGAAGGUGGCCUAUAAGAAGACAAAGAAGAGUAAAUUCAGGAGUGUUACCAAUGUUUUGUCCAUUUCCUCAUGAAAUGAAUUGAAUUAUGAGAUUCUGCCCCAUUACAAGACUGGUGUACUUAAUGGACAGCCUGGCCCUCUUAAUGCUGCUCAUCCCAGGCUUGAAGCACGAAGACCCCGUGUCCUAACUGGACAUGCUUCACAGUCGUCAAGCCAGGAGAACAAUUCAAAAGAGGGCAGACUGCUUGAAUUUCAGGCGUUGUCAUAUCUCUGCUAGUCUCCUUCUCAGCUGGAGUUUGGAAAAAGGAGACUUCAGGUUGCAGAGAGAGGGUGAGAAGCAGUGUAACUGCCGGACCAUGGCUGAGUAUGUUCAUCCUCUCAGAUGUGAAGGGAGGACAGUGAAUUCCAAAGACAGACAUUUCAGGGAUUUUGAGGUGCUUACACACAAACCCUCAAGCCAUCCUGCUCCCUCUGCCUCAUGUGCACUGCUUGCAUCUGCUCCCUCAGCUCCGUGUAAUGGUGCACUCCAGAAUAGAGUGCUGUGGUACUUGAAACAGCAGGGGCAUAUCUCAGCCAUAGCCUGUGCAUGCCAGUGCAGAGAAGAGGGAAUGAGAAACAGCGCCCUGAAGUGAUGCACUUCUGCUACCCUCCAGGAUAUUGUGACCACUUGCAUGGUGAAAGAACAUCAGCAAAAGUGAAAAAAUGGGUAUAAAAACAUUUACUCAUAAUUCCCCUGCUCACAGCCAGGAGAUGCUUGGAAAACUUAACAUGCUUCGCAACGAUGGACAUUUCUGCGACAUCACCAUUCGCGUGCAGGACAAAAUCUUCAGGGCACACAAGGUGGUCUUGGCAGCCUGCAGCGACUUCUUCCGCUCCAAACUAGUUGGCCAAGCAGAAGAUGACGGCAAGAGUGUAUUAGAUUUGCAUCAUGUGACAGUGACUGGCUUCAUACCCCUUCUGGAGUACGCUUACACAGCCACAUUGUCUAUCAACACAGAAAAUAUUAUUGAUGUGUUGGCUGCAGCCAGCUACAUGCAAAUGUUCAGUGUUGCUAGUACAUGCUCAGAAUUCAUGAAGUCGGGUAUUUUAUGGAAUGCACCCAACAGCCAGCAAGACAAGUGUGCUAGAUGCGACAAGGAAAAUAGUGCAAACCGCAACUUUACCUCUCGAGAUGGCAGCCUUUUCCCAGUUUCCUCCGAAUGCAGUGUGGUGGAACGAGCCAUUCCUGUUGUCCAGAGUCCCGAAGGAAAGCGCAAAACGCUACAUAGUCAUGUCUCCUGAAAGCCACUUAAGUGUAACACACAGACGAACUCCCCCCAAGUGCUCAAUCCUUCAGCUUCCUACGCAGAGCCAGAAAUCAGCGGUAGACUCUUCCUUAGUUUUCCUUGGACUUUUUCUUUUGGAAUUGCUCAAGGCUUCAGUCUGAGGAAGGUGAAACAGGUAGAGAAUGCUAGGACUUUGGCUCCUGGUCCCUCUGAGGCAGCCAGAAGAACUGAUUACGUGACAUGUGAGAGCACAAAGGCCAUCUCUCUUGUGAUUGAAGAAGAUGUGCGUGUCAAAGUGGAAAGGUUACGUGAUGAGGAGGUUCACGAGGAAGUGCAGCCUGUCAGUGCAUCCCAGAGUUCUCUGAGUGAUCAGCAGACAGUCCCAGGAAGUGAGCAAGUUCAGGAAGAUCUCCUGAUCAGCCCACAGCCUUCCUCUAUAGGUUCAAUAGAUGAAGGGGUUACUGAGGGAUUACCCACUCUCCAAAGUACUUCUGGCACUAAUGCUCGUGCAGAUGAUGAUGAUCGGUUGGAGAAUGUUCAGUAUCCCUACCAACUCUACAUUGCCCCUUCUACCAGUAGCACAGAGAGACCCAGCCCAAAUUGCCCAGAUAGACCUUUUCAGUGUUCAACCUGUGGAGUCCGAUUCACCCGCAUUCAGAACUUAAAACAGCACAUGCUCAUCCACUCAGGCAUUAAACCAUUUCAGUGUGACCGUUGUGGGAAAAAGUUCACCCGAGCUUACUCGCUAAAGAUGCAUCGCCUGAAGCAUGAAGGUAAACGCUGUUUCCGGUGCCAAAUAUGUAGUGCCACUUUUACUUCCUUCGGGGAAUAUAAACACCACAUGCGGGUUUCUCGGCAUAUUAUCCGCAAGCCUCGGAUUUACGAGUGCAAAACAUGUGGCGCCAUGUUCACCAACUCUGGAAAUUUAAUCGUUCACCUGAGGAGUCUGAAGCAUGAAGCAUCAGAGCUAGCAAACUACUUCCAGAGCAGCCAUGGACCCUCCCAGCGCUGUGCCCUACGCCCGCUUGGAGAUCCCCGACCUCGACUCCGUGCCCUCCUACAAGUACUGGUCCAUCUUCAACAUCCUGUGCUGCUGCCUGCCCCUGGGGCUGGUCGCUAUCUUCUACUCGGGACAGUGCUGUUUCUGGGGCUGAUCCAGAGCAUUGCUGAAGACCAGCAUCUCCCUGACUUCAAUAGGAGCCACAGGUCCUCAGCACUCUUGGAAACAAGCAGAGCGAUUGUGGAGGAGUGCCUAGCACGCAGAGACAUCGCAGGAGCAAAGGCGGCCUCCAACACUGCAAGAACCAUCAACAUCCUCGCCGUGGUGAUCGGGCUGGCAUGCAUUAGUGUGACCAUAUUCUUUAUGAUCCAGAGAUUUGAGCUGCUCCAAGCAGCACAACCCACCCAGUUUCCCUUACAUUAUAAUUUCGGCUGAGGCCAUGGUGCUGCCCCCUAGGCUUGGGGAGAUGAAACCACCACUGCAAAAAUCUGUCUUUGAAUUCUGCUCUGUUUCGGUUCUCGCUCUUCUUUAUUCUGCUAGUAGCCAGUAAGCUUCCUCUGCAGGUCUUAUGCCCAAGAUCAUCAUCAAGCUGACAGCUGCAGAUAUUGAAUUGGGACUCCCUCUCUCCCAGCCUUCAAUGCAGCCACUUGGGUAUAAUUCUCAUGGCACUAACUCCUUUCUCACUAGACUGGAAAGAAAUCAAGAAAAAGGCACUGAAAUCUUUCCAGGCCACACAGACAGACUUGCUGCCAGUGCUGAGAUUCUUAAAUAAAACUCCCCCUGUAGUGCAGCCCCUGCUUCCAGGUGGUAAGCUUGCAGGAACUAUUGCUCCCCCAUAGUGGCUGCUGGCUGGGUGCCCAGCUCUGAAGGCAGCAUCACCACCAGCAGCUGCGGGGGGCCAUGAAAGCAGCUCCUGACCCUGUGUCUCUGCCCAUCGGGGGGCCCUGUCCAGGGCAGAUGGAGGAUUUGGGACUCCCCACAGCUGCCUGUUCUGGCCUGGGUUCCUGGAUCCUACUCCCCAAGGGCUCUUGGCCCCAGAGCCAGGUCCCUUAGAAUGGUGGCUGUUACUGGCUGUGAGCAGUUGAAGGGCAGCAGGGAGCUGAGGAGCAGCCACAGCCUGGCCAGGGGGCAGGGCCUGGGAGGAAAUGGGGUCAGAAUUUAGGAGAAGCAGGGGUGGGGCUAUGGAGAGCCAGGGGCAUCAGCCCCCCUUCUGGCUCAGGCUGGCACCACCUCCCCUCUUCCAGUCUCCUCUCCUCAAAUGUGUUGACUAGCAAUGAUGCCUGGGGGCCACAUUCAGCCCCUGUCUCCCACCUUCCCCCAAAGCAGCCUUCAGUGGCUCUAGCUAGCACCUGUCCUAAAGAGCUAUGUGCUUUAAACAGAUUACUAAGUGCCUUGUAGCUGAGACCACUGUUUUCCCACUAGCUCCUGGAGGAGACCAUUGUAGUAGAUUACUGAGAGCUGUUCAGGGCUAAUUAAUGUAAUCACUUCUCUGUGAAAGUUUUGUAUCAACUCUUGUUAUAAAUGUAACUGAAAGAUUGGGAUAAAAACAUGUCUGUUUUACUCUGGCUGUGACACCACCGCUUUGUGUGAUCAGUUUCAUAGUUGCUGCUAUGUGUGGGUUUUUGCCCACCGGCAACAAAGCAAAAAGAUCAUAAAUGGAUCAUACAAGGCCAGAAAGUGGUAGGGGAGCUCCAAGGCAGAUAAGGAACCUUGAACUACUUUAAAUUCUUGGGAGUAGAUUUUACUGUGUCUGUUAAGCACAGCACCUUCCCCUUCACCAGAGCUGAUAGAACAGUUCAGAAGCACAGGGAGCAUAGGAGAAUGGAUUUUACACUGGGCCUGUAUAGUGUUUAAAAGAGGGUUUAUCUGUAAACAGCUUACUGCAAUGUUUCUAAAAGUUUACAAAAACAUAAAUGAAUGCUUCCAAUAUUAAAGGACAGUGGGUCUGCUUUUUA
This is a messenger RNA of Gopherus evgoodei (Goodes thornscrub tortoise), 4847 nucleotides long. It is a transcript of the gene ZBTB44, whose product is annotated as zinc finger and BTB domain containing 44. The record is from RefSeq and is a predicted model, not a curated record. Lineage: Eukaryota; Metazoa; Chordata; Testudines; Testudinidae. Gene Ontology annotation, molecular function: protein binding.